Molecule: messenger RNA, 2216 nt
Organism: Prosopis cineraria
Lineage: Eukaryota; Viridiplantae; Streptophyta; Magnoliopsida; Fabales; Fabaceae
Exons: 2
Coding region: 206-2068 (620 amino acids)
Cellular component (GO): intracellular membrane-bounded organelle
Source: RefSeq, a predicted model, not a curated record
AAACCACCAGCCACAGCCCGCGGAUGAAUAAGUAUCAUUAUACUAUGACGCGAGCGAGCCAUUCUCUUUCAAGAUUCUGCAAUUGACAAAUACGCUUCGCGUUAGACGCGAGGAUUCUUCAGGCUUCGAUCUCAAUGCAAUUAUGCAAACCCUAGAAAAUUCGAUAUCACCUGUGUGAUUUGACGCAGCUUCAUCAGUUUCGUCUAUGGAGUCCGAUUCACUUCCUUCUCCAUUUCUGAGAUCUACUGCUGCCCUUCUCUGGCCAUUGUUUCUCGUGAACCCUUCAAACUCCCUUAAAUCUCCGUUAAACAUCUUCUUCGUUUUCUUCUUCCUAUGCAGCUUUUGCUCUGUGGCCUCCACAUUCUCAGAUUCGAAUUUUGAAAGUACAUAUGCUCGUCUCUGCAAUCAAAUCGUCCCCAUUACUGCGUUGCGGCCUCACACUGGCGAUGUUCCUGGCAUUGCUAAGUUGCUUCGAUUUCGAUAUGGGUACUUUUCUGGCGGCGAUCGACUUUUUAAUAAGACCUCACAUUCUGCCGGUAAGCAUACGUGGUUUGUGGUUCAGUCUGUUCACGAAACGGGGAAGGAUGGCGUAUAUGAAGUGCAAGCGCAGUUGCAUCUCCGGAACCGAGAAAUGCAGCCAUUACAGAACCGUUUCCGCAGCUUGCGAGGACAAGCUUACCGGCGCCCCAGAAUAACGCAUUGGAGAGCAGGUAUAGACUUUGCGCUGCAUGGAUUGUGGUCUGAAUCUUCUGGGAAGCUUUGUAUGGUCGGAACGGAUUCGCAUGUUAAUGGUAAAGUAAGAAAUGUUAUUCUGAAGCUUAAUUACCCGCUGGUAUCGAGCAUUUUCAGCAGUUUCAUUAAUGGGACACUUGAAAGCGUUGAUGGCCUGAGUAACUUGCUUUCCUUCGAGCCUAUCUCAAUAAUUGCUUUGUCUCAGAGUUCAAAUUACGAGUACAGUAUUGGGGGGAAAGACAAUGAUGUUGGUUGUUUAGCUGAAGCAGAUGGUGAAAGCAUACCGCUCAACAACUUCAGUCAAGGUGCCUGUACCGUUUUUAAUAAACGCACAGAUUUAUUCGAACUGAAAUAUGAAAGUAACUGUCACGGUGAUGAUUGCAAUCCUCUUGGUGCAAAUGCUGGAUAUUUACCCGAGUUUAUGUAUUUUUAUGGCAUUCGAUGUGCAGAAAGGCAAAAAGUUCAGAUUUUACUGAGUUUUCCUGAUCCCAGUUAUCAAGAUACAAUGUUUCCAUUUAAUCCUACUUCAACACUAGUAUCUGAGGGAACGUGGGAUGAGAAAAGGCACAGACUUUGUGCAGUUGCAUGUCGAAUCUUGAACUUCUCAGAAUCACUCAAUAAUGCUUAUGUGGGAGAUUGCUCAAUUAAGCUUACACUGAGAUUCCCUUCAGUUUUGUCUUUAAGAAACAGAAGUACUAUUUUGGGCCAAAUUUGGAGCAAUAAAGCGGUUGAUGAAUCUGGCCAACUAAGUAAAAUUGAAUUUCAGAGUUCCUUAAUUGUUCAAAGACUUCCCCUUGAUUUCCAGUAUAAAUACACUGAAAUUGAUACAGUAAGAAAAUUUUGUACAGAAGACAAGGCCGCUAGAGGGAAGGGAAAGAUGUAUCCAGAUGGAAAUUCUUCUGAUAUGAGAUUCAGCAUGUCAGUGAGAAACAGCAAAGGACAAGUGGCACAAGGUUACUCAUCACCACUCUCUGUUAGUGAACAGAUUUUUGACAGUAGAUUUUAUGGGGGUUCACUUAUGUUGACAAGGGCCAACCAAAAAGUACAUAUAGCUCAAUUAGACAACCAUAGUAAUUUGUUGAAUAUCAGCUACACGAUGAGCUUCAAGCCAUCAGCUAAUUUUAAGUUUGAUAGUGGGGGUGCUUCGGCCAGAGAAGUUGUUAUUUUUGCUGAAGGAAUAUACAAUAGUAAUAUAGGACUUCUGUGUAUGAUAGGAUGCCGGAAUCUGAGAUCGACGGACAAGCAACUGAUGAAGAAUGAAUCAUUGGAUUGUGAACUUUUGAUUAAUGUCCAGUUUCCUCCGUUGAAUGCGAAGGAAUUCAACUCCUUUACGUGAAAAAGCAUCCAGAUGCGCUACCUUACAUAAGCAUUGUGAUGCUUAUCCUUCUUACUCUGGGACACAUGAUACCAUUGCUGUUGAACUUUGAGGCCUUAAUCAUGGGAAACCACAGCCAACAGAAUGUUUUUCUUGGAAGUGGAGGUUG